CUACCUGGAUAACGCGCCUAUACCUAUGCAGCGCUGCGAGAUGUCGCUUAGGUAGGCAGUUCACUAGGUUUUGAGCCACAGCCGAAAAUCCCGCCCUGUGUUUGACAUAUAUGCUUGUAUGCGUUCGUUCACAUUUUCAGACCCCCUUCGCGACACAGGCCAGUCAUGUUGUCUUCUGCUCUAGUAAAAGCGGAUCGUAUCGCAGCUCAUGUUGGCAGAAAAUACGCGCCAUUUCAGGAAUUAUUCGCUCGAACCCUGAAGUCUCAAACAGGCGAUGUAGACCUGCAGAGCGCAACAGCGGUGACUGGAAAAUACAAAACCAUAGAUGAUCUACCCGGACCCAGUCUGGCCACAACUGCGUACUGGCUCUUCGUUAAAGGAUACGCGGAUAAAAGUCAUGCAAUGCAGGUGGAGCAUAAGCGCCUGUAUGGUCCGAUCUGGCGCUCACGCUUUGGGCCGUUUGAUGUGGUAAAUGUGGCGACGGCAGAACUGAUUGCACAAGUGAGCCGACAGGAGGGCCGGUACCCAGUCCGGACGGAUCUGCCUCACUGGAAAGAAUACAGAGACAUGAGAGGACAAGCAUAUGGAAUUCAUGUAGACACAGGUCCUGAGUGGUAUCGCAUUCGUAGUGCUCUGAACCCUAAGAUGCUUAUACUAAAGGAAGUAUCAGCAUACGCACCCAUCAUUCACGAUGUUGUGUCCGAUCUCCUACAGCGCGUGGAACUCCUGCGUCUGCGCAGUCAAGACCAGGUCACGGUCAAUGACCUCGCCUCUGAGCUCUACAAAUUUGGCUUUGAGGGAAUCUCCUCUAUCCUGUUCGAGACACGGUUAGGCUGUUUACAGGAGGAAAUUCCCACAGAAACCCUGCGGUUCAUAUCUGCCGUUAAUGACAUGUUGGCACUCUCGGAGACGGUUCUUUUUUUCCCUCGCUGGACUCGUCACAUCUUCCCGUUCUGGAAACGCUUUGUCCAGGCUUGGGAUGACUUGUAUGACGUAGCCCGACAUCUGAUUGAUAAGAAGGUGAAGCAGAUACAUGAUCAGGUUGAGCGUGGAGAGAAAGUGGAGGGCAUGUAUCUCACCUACCUGUUGUCCAGCAAUAAACUCAGCUUAGGAGAGGUGUACAUCAGCCUCACCGAACUUCUGCUGGGAGGCGUGGAUACAACAUCUAACACGCUAUCAUGGACCUUGUACCACCUUGCACAUGAUGCAGAGGCACAGAACCGCCUCUAUAAUGAGAUCACAUCUGUGUGUCCAAAUAAAGAGCAGCCGAACACAGAACACCUGACCAGGAUGCCCUACAUGAAGGCUGUCAUCAAAGAAACUCUCAGAAUGUAUCCUGUUGUCCCUGGUAAUGGACGUCUGACUGUGGAUUCGGAAGUAAUUGUGGAUAAUUAUUGGUUCCCUAAGAAGACACAGUUCCAUCUCUGUCAUUACGCUGUUAGUCACGAUGAGAAUAAUUUCCCUGAUCCGGAACGUUUUGUUCCAGACCGCUGGUUGAGAGGCAGCCCGUCCCGCUCUCAGCAUCACCCCUACAGUUCCGUCCCGUUUGGGGUUGGUGUGCGGGCCUGUGUGGGGAAGAGGGUAGCAGAGCUGGAGAUGUAUUUUGCUCUGUGUAGACUGAUGCAACAUUAUGAGGUCAGAACGGUGGAGGGGGCCCCAUCAAUACAGCCCAAAACCCGAACACUGCUCAUCCCCUCCAAACCCAUCAACCUGCAGUUCGUCCCUCGAGCCUGACACCAGCAUCUCCUGUCAAUCUCUUUUUCUAAUCAGAAUGAGUACUCUUAAUUCAAAUGAUUUUGCCUUUAAUGCCCGAGGGUCCAUACCCAUAAACCUGUUUCUGUGAAAUGCCGUGAGAGGUAAUCUAGAGUAGAAAGUGGAAGUGGGCCAGCAUUCCUAAAUAUAAUAACAGAUAUUUACAGCUGAGGUGUUUGCAUUGUCUGGGUCGCAUUGUUAAAUAAGAAUUUGCCAACAGAGCGCUAUCAUGUGCACUGAAUCUAUUGUAAAAUCACCGGUGCUCUUUAAGAGUCUGAAGGGGAAGCAAGGGAGAGACAGAAGAAAACAAAGACCUUCUUUGUUUCUGUCUUUGCUGACCUUCUGUUCAUAUGCUGGUGGACACAAAGGACGGCUUACUGACUCUGCUAUGGACAUCAAGUGUCUGUUCAAGCAGAAAGAGUGUUCUUUAAAAACAUGUUUUCCGACUGUUUUAUUUUUUUAUUAUGCUACCUUAGCUGUUUUUUAUAUUAAUUUAAUAUCAAUGUUAUUGCAUUUGUCCAAACCUUGAUCAAAAAACAUCCUUUGGAAAUCUUCUACUCCCUUUGAUAUUUUUAAUUACCAGACAUAAAGUGAGUGGAUUUACAUGGCCUUUUGAGCCAGGCUGAAGGCAAAGGACAGAAUUCACUAGAAAUGUUAGUUUAUGUAAAUAAACCUGUUGCCAAACCGCCCGCA
Molecule: messenger RNA, 2445 nt
Organism: Megalobrama amblycephala (Wuchang bream)
Lineage: Eukaryota; Metazoa; Chordata; Actinopteri; Cypriniformes; Xenocyprididae
Product: sterol 26-hydroxylase, mitochondrial
Exons: 9
Coding region: 166-1734 (522 amino acids)
Biological process (GO): cellular response to peptide hormone stimulus; cholesterol metabolic process; cortisol metabolic process
Cellular component (GO): mitochondrial inner membrane
Molecular function (GO): monooxygenase activity; heme binding; oxidoreductase activity, acting on paired donors, with incorporation or reduction of molecular oxygen
Source: RefSeq, a predicted model, not a curated record